UUCCUCGAACUCUCAAAACCCCGCCUGACAAUGCUCGUAGUCCUAACAACAAUGUCCGCCUACGCAAUCGCUCCCUUUCCCGCCUCAACCCUCCCAGCCCUCCUGUCCCUCACAAUCGGAACAACCCUCUGCUCCGCCUCCGCUAACGCAUUCAACAUGCUUAUCGAACCACCAUUCGAUGCACAGAUGACACGGACUCGGAAUCGGCCGUUGGUAAGGGGUGCUGUGUUGCCGAAUCAAGCGUUGGCGUUCGCGACGGCGGCGGGGGUUACGGGGGUGGGGUUGUUGACGCUUGGGACGAAUAUGACGGUUGCGGGGUUGGGAUUGGCGAAUAUUGUUUUGUACGCUGGGGUCUACACACCUAUGAAGCGCAUCUCGAUCGCAAACACCUGGGUUGGAGCUCUCGUCGGCGCGCUUCCUCCUCUUAUGGGCUGGGCAGCGCUUGACCCGACGUUCGCUCAUCCAGGUGGUUGGGCGUUGGCUGGGUUGCUGUUUGCGUGGCAAUUCCCGCACUUUAACGCUCUGGCCUGGAAUUUACGGAGCGAGUACGCUCGUGCCGGCUACCGCAUGACUUCCGUCACCGACCCAGCCCUAAACGCCCGCGUCGCCCUCCGCUACUCCCUCCUCUGCCUUCCCCUCUCCUGGGCCCUCUCCCUGACCUCCGUCUGCGACCCAUUCUUCCUCAUCGACUCUACGCUCGUCAACGGCUGGCUCAUCGCCGAAAGCUACAAAUUCUGGAAGUGGAGGGAUGAUAAGAGAGCGCGGAAGUUGUUCUUUGCGAGUAUCUGGCAUUUACCGCUGUUGCUGGGUUUGGCGAUGGUGCAUAAGGUUGGGUUGUGGGAUUGGCUUUGGGAGUUGAUU
Saitoella complicata NRRL Y-17804 is the source of this 861-nucleotide messenger RNA. Its product is annotated as protoheme IX farnesyltransferase. The transcript has a single exon. The record is from RefSeq and is a predicted model, not a curated record. Gene Ontology annotation, biological process: heme biosynthetic process. Gene Ontology annotation, molecular function: protoheme IX farnesyltransferase activity. Gene Ontology annotation, cellular component: mitochondrion; membrane. Lineage: Eukaryota; Fungi; Ascomycota; Saitoellomycetes; Saitoellales; Saitoellaceae. The annotation marks the transcript as partial.